CUUUGCCCACUGCUCAGGGGUCCAGUUCUCGUGCUCUUCGGCCCAGGCCUUCCGGAAUUGUCGAUUUUUCUCUGUAAUAGGUGGCUUCUUACGGGCAACUCGCCGGCGGAAGCCUAGUCGAUAGAGUGUAUGCUUGAUUACCCAUAUACCGAAAGUCGCGGUGAAGAGGAUUGUCGAAAGCUCAAGAAAGCUCAUUCGACGAGUCUUUUUACUGGAAGAAAUAUAUUGAACAAGUUCUUCUUCUUGCUCCGGAGUCAUGGUUCUUGGCCGGCCAGUACUACGCCCAGCGGUGGCAUUAGGAGCGCGUAUCGAAUUGCGGAUCUGGGCCUUCGUGAAGCCAGUAAUGCGAUGGAUUUCGACUUGGUUUAGACGGGCAUCAAAAUAUAACGUUCGGACUCGUUGGCGCUCUUCGGUGCUGAGCUGUUUCAUACCGCUAGAGCCCUGUGGCCGGGCCAUUGCUGUGUAUGUUACUGUACCGUGUAGGCUACUGAAAUAUUUGGAUUCUUUGGAAAAGG
Lasiosphaeria miniovina is the source of this 515-nucleotide messenger RNA. RefSeq lists its product as uncharacterized. The transcript has a single exon. The coding region runs from base 130 to 369 and encodes 79 amino acids. The record is from RefSeq and is a predicted model, not a curated record. Lineage: Eukaryota; Fungi; Ascomycota; Sordariomycetes; Sordariales; Lasiosphaeriaceae.